GGAGGAGGAGGAGGAGGAGGAGGGCGAAUGUUUCCUGCCCGCCGCCGCCGCCCCCCGGCCGCCCCCCGGAGCCGGGCGGAAGUCAGCCCGCGCCGUCGGAGCUUAAAAGGCUCCCGCACGCCGCGCCGCCCCAGUGCCGGCGGCCGCAGCGGGGCCAGAGGCAGCGCCGCCAGCCCUGCCGAGGCCGGGCCAUGCGCUGCCCCCCGCCCUGAGCCCCCUCCCCGGACCCUUCCCCACCUCCCAGCCGCCCGCCGGGGCCGGGCUCAGCCCCGCCGCACCCCCGCCGGGCCGGGGAAGGCGCCCGGCGCGAUGGCUCUCCCCGGCUGCCGGGACGGUGCCGCCGCAUCAAGCUGCUCUGGAUUGCAAAAGUGGAGGGGGGAACUGAAACGAAAUUUCCCCUUCCCCCCCGCCAAGCACAGGUUUAAAGGAAAAGAGGACAAAACCCAACGCCCCAAGAAGAAAGAGCGAAACUCGCGGUAAGCCCCGCUGCCCCCAGCCCGGAGGGAGCCGCAGCGGACAGAGCAGAGCAAAGCAGAGCCAGGACAGAGCAAAGCAGAGCCGAGCCCGGGCCCCGGCGGCCGCGGGGGGACCUGGCGCCCGGCGCCCAUGCACUUUCCGUUGAGGGAGAAGACGGGUAACCAAAGCGCCUUGUCAAACUGCUGACCCGAGGGGGAAAUGAGAAGACUGCGUGAGGUAUUGACUGCUCUGGGGAUCGAUACAAUUUGUCUAAUGCAGCGGGGGAUCGGGGGUUAAGUACAUGGAAGGGAAGAGAGGAUCCAUUUGCUGAGGGAGAGCGGGACGGCUACACCUUGAUACCAAAAAUACCCCCGCGGCGGCGAGGUACGAGGCGAGGAUCCAGCAGCUCCCUGUGGACCGCCAGAUCGAUGACACCCUAUUUGCAAACCCGGCCAAUCGAUCCCACUUGGCAAAACGACUGAUCGAUGCCAGCUUGCUCGUAAGCCGUUUGCAAAACUACCUUCGGCACGCCCCCCGCCUCACUUUUCUUUUUUUAUUAUUUUUUAUUUUUGCGUGUGUGUGUGAGGGGAGAUAGGCUUUUCUCCCCCCCCCCCCCUUAAUUCCCUCCGGAUCAGGCCCCUCGCAAAUGGCUUCGUUCCCGGAGUCCGACUUCCAGAUCUGCCCGCUGUGCAAGGAGAUGUGCGGCUCGCCGGCUCCCCUCUCCUCCAACUCCUCCACGUCGUCGUCCUCCUCGCAGACCUCCAGCUCCUCCGGGGGGGGCGGCGGCGGCGGCGGCUCGUCCUGCGGGGGCCCUCCGCGGCGGCUGCACGUCCUGCCCUGCCUGCACGCCUUCUGCCGCCAGUGCCUGGAGGCGCAGCGGCACCCCGGCGCGGGGGACGCGCUCAAGCUGCGCUGCCCCAUCUGCGACCAGAAGGUGGUGAUCUCGGAGCCGUCGGGCAUGGACGCGCUGCCCUCCUCCAACUUCCUCCUCAGCAACCUGCUGGACGUCGUGGUGGUGGCGGCGGCCGCCGACGAGCACAAGAACGGGCGCCCCGCCGGCACCGGACCCGCCGCCGGCUCGGCACCGGGGGUGGGCGGCGGCAACAACCGGCACCACGGCCGCCCCCCGCCGCACCGCGCCGCCGCGCCGGGCUCCUCGCCCGCCGCCGCCUCCUCCUCGUCCUCCUCCUCGUCCUCCGCCGCGCCUUCCUCGACGUCCUCCUCGUCGUCGGGCGGCGGCGGCGGCUCCUCGGCCGCGCUGCUGCUGCGGCGGCCGCACAGCCGGCAGGGCGAGCCGCGCUGCAGCUCCUGCGACGAGGGCAACGCCGCCAGUUCCCGCUGCCUCGACUGCCAGGAGCACCUGUGCGACAACUGCGUGCGGGCGCACCAGCGGGUCCGCCUCACCAAGGACCACUUCAUCGAGCGCUUCGCCGCCGGGCCGCCCCCCUCCGCCGCCGCUGCUGCCGCCGGGCCGGCCGCGCCGCUCGCCCUCAGCCCGCCCUACCCCGCCUCGCCCUACAACAUCCUCUCCGUCUUCCCCGACCGGGCCAGCUACUGCCAGCACCACGACGACGAGGUACUGCAUUUCUACUGUGAUACUUGCUCUGUCCCCAUAUGUCGGGAAUGUACCAUGGGACGACAUGUGGGUCACAGCUUUAUCUACCUCCAAGAUGCUCUUCAGGACUCCAGGACUCUUACCAUCCAGCUCCUGGCAGAUGCUCAGCAAGGACGACAGGCUAUUCAGUUGAGUAUUGAACAGGCCCAGGCGGUGGCAGAGCAAGUUGAGAUGAAAGCUAAGGUGGUACAGUCUGAAGUCAAAGCAGUGACGACUAGACACAAGAAGGCCUUGGAAGAGCGGGAGUGCGAGCUGCUCUGGAAGGUGGAAAAGAUUCGUCAAGUCAAGGCUAAGUCACUCUACCUGCAAGUUGAAAAGUUACGUCAGAACCUAAAUAAGCUGGACAACACCAUUAGUGCUGUUCAGCAGGUCCUAGAGGAAGGUCGUACCAUGGAUAUUCUUCUGGCCCGGGACCGUAUGCUGGCUCAGGUGCAGGAGCUGAAGAAUGUGAGGGGCCUUCUCCAGCCACAGGAGGAUGACAGGAUCAUGUUCACGCCCCCUGACCAGGCCUUGUAUAUGGCCAUUAAAUCAAUGGGCUUUGUUAGCAGUGGAGCUUUUGCUCCUCUGACCAAAGCCACUGGAGAAGGCCUCAAGCGUGCACUGCAGGGCAAAGUAGCCUCUUUCACAGUGAUAGGCUAUGACCACGAUGGUGAGCCUCGCCUUUCAGGAGGUGACAUGAUCUCUGCAGUGGUGAUGGGUCCGGAUGGAAACCUUUUUGGGGCAGAUGUCAGUGAUCAACAGAACGGGACCUACCUGGUCAGCUACCGUCCACAGCUAGAGGGAGAGCAUCUGGUAUCCGUGAUGAUGUGCAACCAACACAUUGAGAACAGUCCCUUCAAAGUCAUGGUGAAAUCUGGGCGCAGCUACAUAGGUAUCGGCCUGCCUGGGCUCUCGUUUGGCAGUGAAGGAGAUAGCGACGGCAAACUCUGCCGCCCCUGGGGGGUUAGUGUAGACAAAGAAGGCUACAUCAUUGUGGCUGACCGCAGCAAUAACCGCAUCCAGGUGUUCAAACCGUGCGGGACUUUCCACCACAAGUUUGGCACGCUGGGAUCCCGGCCUGGCCAGUUCGAUCGGCCUGCUGGUGUGGCCUGUGACAUCUCACGUAGGAUCGUCGUGGCUGACAAGGACAAUCAUCGCAUCCAGAUCUUCACAUUUGAAGGGCAGUUCAUUCUGAAGUUUGGGGAGAAAGGAACAAAGAAUGGGCAAUUCAAUUACCCGUGGGAUGUGGCUGUCAACGCAGAGGGAAAAAUCCUGGUCUCUGACACGAGGAACCAUCGCGUUCAGCUGUUUGGGCCUGAUGGUGCAUUUCUUAACAAGUAUGGCUUUGAAGGGGCACUCUGGAAGCACUUUGAUUCCCCCAGAGGUGUAACUUUCAAUCACGAGGGCCACUUGGUCGUGACAGACUUCAACAACCAUCGCCUCCUGGUCAUCCACGCAGAUUGCCAGUCAGCACGCUUUCUGGGCUCGGAGGGCAGUGGGAACGGCCAGUUCCUGCGCCCGCAGGGAGUGGCGGUGGAUCAAGAGGGGCGCAUCAUUGUGGCCGAUUCCAGGAACCACCGGGUGCAGAUAUUUGAGUCAAAUGGUAGCUUUUUAUGCAAGUUUGGCACUCAGGGAAGCGGCUUUGGUCAGAUGGACCGUCCUUCAGGUAUAGCUGUCACCCCUGAUGGCAUGAUUGUUGUGGUCGACUUUGGAAACAAUCGAAUUCUCGUCUUCUAAUCUGUGUUUGAAUUAGGAAGAAACUGUCUCAGGGAAAUUCUUCUAAGAGAAAAUGAAAAAAUACAACGUUAAUUCAAACCUACCUCAUCUUUAAUUUUUUUACAGAUGAAUGUACUUAUCUUUUCUGCAGGGAGUGAGCCUGUAAAGUUAAAUUCUAUCUACCUCAUUGUCCUCCCUUCCAUCCCCAGUUUCUCUCCUCCUCCCCGUCCCAACACACUCACAGUUCAGAAAUUUUUUACCUCUUCCCCCCAUGGGGUUUCAUGCACAAACAUGUGUUGCUGUGCACAUUAGGUGGUUUGUGUGGUAUAUUCUGUAGGCUAAGCCAAAAAGGCGCUAUAAGUUUUUUAAUGGAGAAAAUGGUAGUAGGUAUUUGUAGAGAAUUUGUGUUCUUGACCAUACUGCAGUUCUGUGGGUGGGGACACGGGAGGGGGAUUUUGUUUUGAAUUGCUGCUGCAGCAGAGAACUUUUUCCUGUUCUCCUUUUUAUACCUCAAUGUGUUUGAUUUACUGGUGAGCACAGUGUCUUGUUCCCAGGAGACUUUGAACGUUUUGUGAAAGUGAGUGGGAUUCACUUGCCAGGAAGAGCAAGUAUGCAUCUUUUUGGCAUUUCUGUGUACUUUCUGAAACACAGUAAUUCAACAGCACAAAGAAGCUGAUGAAAAUGCACAAAAAUUCUUCUGAGUUGAAACCAAAUUGUUCAUUUUAGUGGCUUAGUUCAGUUGUCAAAAAGUUUAGACAAAGCAAGGCUUCCUUUAGUGUAACAUGUCCUUGAGUAUUUCUUUUUAUUCUUUUCAUCUGAAAGUUAAGUUAGUUUUAAAGUUGUUUUUUUUUUUUUUUUUCUUUUAUCGGUAUGUAUGCCUAAUCUGGAUAAGAAGUUAUGAGGAGCAUUGAAACAGGGAAAAAUCAAGCCCUUGAUUUAAUUUCUUGUGAAAUUACUAGCUUUUUUCUUUUCCUUUUUUUUUUUUUUUUUUUGGCCCUCCCCAUAGAGAGACUUUAAGGGGGAAAAAGUUCAAUGGAUUUGUUAGAAGUGGUACCUAUUUCCAAAAGUAAGAUAUAAGCACAGUUUUGGAGAUUCAGGGUGAGUUUUUGAAAAAUCAAGUCUCUUGUGUUUAGAGGAUUGCAAUAACUAUCAGUGAUGAAACUUUUUUCAUCCUCUGGCUUUCCCAGGGAGCUGGACUGGAAAAGUCCAGAAGCUCUACUUCAGUAUUUCAGGUGGGGUGAGCCUGUAACUUCAUGUAGCUCUUGCUACAGAUCCAAAGGAAAAGUUACCAGUUCCAGCCUAAGGCAAAUUAUAUCAAGAUGAAACUUUUUUUUUUUUUUUUCCCCCAGGGCAGUACCAAAGAAUUCUGUGUAAAAUAAACUAAUGAUCCUUAAAAGCUUGGAGGCAGGGGGAAAUUAGCCCUUUCAGGGAUAUUAAAAAUGCUUUUUUGAGAAGCAGAAACUUUCUGGGACAAUAGCUAUCUUUCUAAUAAAUGAGGGACUUUGAGGCCCUGGAAGUUUUAGUUUUAUUCAAAAUUUUCAAUUCACAUUUAGCUGUUAGUGCAGGUAUGGUCUCUGGAGUUGCUGCUUUAUCCUCUGGAUAAGGCACUUAGUGGCAAUGGUUAAAGUUAGGGAGCAGAGGGCUCUUCUGUCACUCAGUGACUGAAGGAUUCAUGGAUCAGUAGUCUUUGCCUUGGAAAUGCUAUGGGAUUUAUAUUACUGUUUGCAAGAGAAGAUUUCUGAAACAUAAACUUGGUCAAUGUCUGAAGGGCCUUUUACCAUCCUCUGGGGAAAGGGUUCAUCCCUUUGCCGACUAUCAUGCACAAAAGUAACCUGAGAUUGAAAGGCUCUUUAUAAAUUUGUGAGAAAUCACAAGGUGCACUUUCCUUCUUGCUGCUUUUCCCCUCCAAGGAGUGUUAACUUUCUGGGUUUUGUAGAAAUCCUGAUGUGUUGCAUAUAGACUUCCUCCACUUAGAGGAGGCUUAAACUAAAGGACCAGAAAGAAACAGACAAAUUCAAUGAGAUGGCAAAACCUUUUAAAAGAAGAGUGAGGAAAAACACCUAAAUUAAAUAACUGUGCUGCCUUUCAGCCAAAGCCUCAAGGAAGCAAACUCUUCAAGGCAGUAUGUUUCAGCUGGGCUUAAUCUUAGGAUAGAAUGUUUUAAAAACAGUCUUCAAAAGGAUAAUCUUUUAUACAGUUGUCUGUCAUCAAACUUGUGUGGCCACUCAACAUAUGGGUAUGAGAGAAACCUAGUUUACCAUCAACUUCAAGUUCUACUUGUGUACAUGCCUCCCAUCUUGGGGAUGGCCAACACUUACGGCAGAUGUCUGUGUAUGCUUCGUAUUACUCAGUCCAAUUAUUUGCAUUUUUGGGCUGUGAAAAGUAAUAUCUGCAGGAUCUAGAUACCAAAGAAAAUUGGUUUUAAAAGCUUUAAUGUUUAGUUUGCUGUGUCCUUGCAUUUAACCUAUCAUGUCUUAAUAAAAAUGCCAGGCCUAUUGAUAUCUUGACCUGAGUGGCUGUUGACGUUAGUGUGCUAGAAAUGCUCUUUUGCUUUAAUGCUUACUGGGUUCCUUCUCUGGGGCUGGGAGAAGGGAGUUGUUAUCCAGGCCUUUUAAAAAAAAAAAAAAAAAAAAAAAAAAGGCUAAGCAUGUGUUCAGCAUUGUUGAACAGAAAUAUUCUUGCCUUUUUCCAGCCUGCACUGUGUAGAAGGUGACACACACAAGUUGCCCUCUAUUUGGUGUGGAGCCAUUGCACAAACCGCCAGUCCAGCUCUGUCAGGGAGAAGAAUGACUAACUUUUUAAGUUGCUGUCUACUUAAUUCAGUGGACUUGCUCACAAACCAAACCAUUAGGCCUCAAGCGUUUGACCUCACGUGUUGGGGAGCUUUUUUGUUUUAAAAAACACUACUAUUUAGCUACCCAAACUAAUUCCUUAUCUUUGUCAUAGAUAGUGCUAAGCACACUUGGUCUCAUUGAAAAGCAGUAGUGUAGCUUAUAAGUGUUUUAUAUGCAAUGAAAAUGAUAAGAUACAAGUUCAAUGCCAACAUCAGACACUUUUUUUUUAGAAGUUCCUUAUAGGGUAAGAUGUAGCUAAUUAACAAGAUUCAAACCUUGUCCUGUUUUUUUCCAUACAUGUUCUCAUGCUAUGAAUGCUCUACAUUAAUGGCCCAGUAUCAUAAUAUACACGGUGAAAGUGUACAGAGGAAAAAAGCAAGGCUUUGAAGCUUGAUUGCAAAACAAACAAGCCGAAGUGUUCAGAGUAAUCUUCUGAACCAGUGGAGAUGACAGCCUGGAGAAGGGUAAGGUGAGCUUGUGCCUCUUUGUCUUAGCUCAAGCAUUGGCAAAUGAGAUGUGGGUAACAGACCUGUCUGCUAGAACUCCCAAAGGAAUUUCACUAUGAUUUCACUAUGCCAGGUUAAAACAGUGGCUCUCAGGCAAACUUUUUGCUUGACAAUGUUAUCAGCGGUCAGUUUGGCUGUUCCAGGUUUGGCCUAUGAAACAAUCUUGUCCCUUCUCAGUUAAGCAGGAACUUUAGUCCCAAACCGCAGCAGACACAGUACUUGAUAAUGCAGGUCCUUCAGAUAAUUCACUCCUUUUAUUUAGUACCUUUAAAUAACUUGAGGCCCAUAAACCCAAACUAUAAAGAAAUUUAGCGAAUGAGGACAACACCUGAAAACUAAUGCAUACUGGGGGCAGACAUAACCAAGUUGGGAGAAAGAAGAGCAAGGUACUUGGAUGUGGCCUUCCCUUGUAAUUGCAGGAAAAUGGGUCCGGUCUGUUUUGUUACAGUUGAACCAAAAUUAGUUUUGGAAGAGAGCAGGUUUAUAGGCUUAUCUGGCCAUGUCUUUGAUCAUAAGAUUUCUGUUCAGUUCUGGUUUAAAAAAAAAUGUGCCAAAGUGUUUUGUUUAUUUUUUUAAAGGAGUGUAAGCCAAAUGGUGCCAAAAGGUAAGAGGGUAUUUAAAAAUAGAGAUAUUUAGACACAGUUUGGAGCUGUAUAAAAAAUGAACACUGGUACUUGCGUUAGACAAAUAUUGUACCUUUGGUCUUUGUCUUUGGGAGUUUGAAACCCAGUUUGUGGUACAAAAUGCACAACUAAAGAUGCCACUAUCUUUUUCUUGAAGUUCUACCUCACUUUGCAGAAGUUAAUCAUCUACCUCAAUUUAGCAUCAGACAGGUUUGAGAAAUAAUUGAGAAUCUGCCUGGGGGAAGGAUUCAUCCUGCUUUUUGGACAAGCAUUUAACUGAAACAUAUUAAAUGUGUACAAUAUGGUGGCUUGCUUUUUUUUUUUUUCCUGCCUGCCCAUGGAAAUACUAAGCUGCCCUUGCUAGAGAAUCUGUAAAUAAAACCAAACGUUCACAUACUCUGGCAAACAGGACUGAGAUACCUGAAACACUUGAGUUUGAUCCAUUUUCACUACGAAAUAUGGAAAUGUAACCUUCUUUCAGUAUUAUGACACUACUAGCCGACAUACUUCACAUUUAUUUGCAGUGUUCUGAUGUCGAUAAGACCUAAAGGUCUUCUCUCUACAAGAGAAACUUUUAUGCAUGCCUACGAGUAUGUCCUGUUCCUGUGUGGAAAGACUAAUGUUACGAUUGCUGUAAACACAAUGCUGUACCAAAUGCUUGAAGGGAAUAAGAUACUGAUUUUUUUGACUUGGUGAUUGUAUUAGUAGCUUUCUUGACACAAUGGGAUUUUUUCCACCAUGACAAAGCAACCAAGUUCCUAUUCCUGGAGGGCGGUUUAAGUUCAGAUAUUCUCAGGAGAGGCAGUUUAAAACCAGUGUGUUGGGUUUUUACGCAACUUUAAUGGCGACGCACAACGUGCCCCUUGUUUUACCUGUGGAGUAAAGUUGCAGAAGCACAUUUUCAGAUCACUGUAUUGAAAGAUCUUUUUUCCUCCCCUGCUCUCAUGUUCAGGGGUGGCAGAAGCGGGUACAGAGACUCCCUAAUAAUGAUAGGCUGUGUUGGGUUUGGUAAAUGUUAUGGUGGAAAAUGUACAUUGAUGUCUCUAAGUGAUCUUACGGGUUAACAAGCCAGAGUGGCAUCUUUUUUCCAUCAUUGUUCAACCAAUAAUGGUUCUAAAAAUGCUUUGUGUACCUGCAUGGUCUUAGACCUUCUAUUAAAUGAUUGUAUCAACUUACAAACUCAGGUAGAUAAUUUUUUAAGCUCUUUUCAUGGAGCCUUACUGACUGAAUGUUAAGUGUCUGUGUAGUGAUGUAGUUAAGUAACUUCCUUUUGAGCUACCAGACUAGUUAAAAAAAAAAAAAAGUCCUUUUAUAGGUUUGUAGAGUACUUUUCAGACGAUGUAGUAGUUUUUUCCUUCAGAGGGAGAGAUGUCUGUUUCUGGGUUUUGUUUUUAGUUUCUUUUCUAAAAUGACUGAAGCUUUUAACUAGGUUGUAAGGUGUGGUUAGUCACCUAAGUUGGUGGGGGUAUCUUACUGUACGUGACUCUUGUUUGUGCUGUGCAUUACCUGUCAAGUGCUGCUGGGUUGGCGCGCCAUCCAUCGGCGCAGCGAGGGUGUCAAACACGUGCCUGCAGUGUGAGGCGGUCUGGCCUUGGUCAAGUAGAAAUUGGAAGCCUGUGACAAAAUGGAGGUCAUGCACUUGAAAUUGGUGCAACAAACUUGCAUUUUCUGCCCUCAUUUAAUUGACUGUGUAUGUAUGGCCCCAUCCUAUAAAACCUCAUUCCUAGUGUAGCCUCAAUGCAGGCUCACAUCAGGAUCCAGAAUGAUUUUGUCAGCCCUUGGAUGUUGGGCAUCUUGAGGCAAUUGGUUCUGUAGUUUCCUGUUCUGCUGCAGUAGUUUCUCUUUAGCGAUUAAUCAUGCUGCUCUCCUAAUAAUAAUAAAAAUGUCUCAGCAGGACAGACAGUGCUUUGCUUCUAAUGAGCUGCUCAGAGCUUCUCUAUCUAAUUGAUAAUGAAACAGGCUGUGACAAGAACUGCCAUGCUCCAGGAAGGGCGUCACAUUUCUACUUGGACAAAAAGCAACGUUCCUGGCUGUGGGAUGUUGAGUACUGCAGAGAGGCAAGCACGACAGGUUGUGUGCAAACUUCUAUGUAGAGUAAGUGAGCAAAAUGUUAGAACUCUUUUGUGUUAAUGGAGGCUUCUGAAUGUAUCUCUGUGGUCCAUAGGGAAGGCUGAAGGAUGUAGCAAGGAGAUGAUGUAUCAGCUACUGGCAGCCUUAAAACAAAGUCAGUGUCUCUCUGGACUUUAAAAUGUUCCUAUGCAGUUUAUUUUAUUUUUGUUUAAUCAAAUAAAUGUGAUGAGUUUUUUCAUGGCAAAUUUGUCUG
This is a messenger RNA of Oxyura jamaicensis (ruddy duck), 10052 nucleotides long. RefSeq names its product tripartite motif containing 71 (gene TRIM71). Gene Ontology annotation, molecular function: protein binding; zinc ion binding; ubiquitin protein ligase activity. The transcript is spliced from 5 exons. The record is from RefSeq and is a predicted model, not a curated record. NCBI's taxonomy places the organism in Eukaryota, Metazoa, Chordata, Aves, Anseriformes, Anatidae. Bases 1103 to 3787 code for a protein of 894 amino acids. Gene Ontology annotation, biological process: proteasome-mediated ubiquitin-dependent protein catabolic process; protein polyubiquitination.